UCCAAACGAGAGAGCCGGAGGAGCUGGUAACCCGCUUCACCAUCCACAGCCUGCCUCCACGUUACCAACAAACACCUGAGAACACCGCAGAAUGUCUGAAGAAAAGCCAAAGGAGGGAGUGAAGACGGAGAACGACCACAUUAACCUCAAGGUAGCUGGUCAGGAUGGCUCGGUCGUACAGUUCAAAAUCAAGAGGCACACUCCGCUCAGCAAACUAAUGAAGGCGUACUGCGAAAGACAGGGUUUGUCAAUUCGUCAGAUAAGGUUUAGGUUCGAUGGACAGCCAAUUAAUGAAACAGACACACCUGCACAGCUGGAGAUGGAGGAUGAGGACACUAUUGAUGUAUUUCAGCAACAGACAGGAGGAGUCCAUUCUUAAGGGGGAUGUUGCGUCUGGGAAGAACAUCGACACCAUUUUUUCUCAUGUUGUAUUUGUUUAUUUCUGUUUCUCCUUAACACUUCAUUUUCUUUUCUCUUUUCUUUCACUGUGCUUGGCUAAAUGUAACGACGAUUUACAACAAAACAAAGGUUUUCAUUGCGGGCCAAAUCUUGACUUUGAGAUGCAGGGUAACUUUUUAAACAUGUUUUAUUCACAUUAAUGGAUGAUUCUGAAAUUGUCCAAGGCAGGGAAACGUCUCAAAUCAGAUAUGGUUUGUAAUGAAAAAAAAAAAAACAACCUCCACCGUGGUCUUGUGAUGUUGAGAUGACCUCUUGCAUGUCUCAUUAAUCAUGAGCUGGAUUACAUGCCAAUUUAAUGUUUAUUUUGUUUAAGUUUUCCAGAUUGUUGUAAGCAUUAAAAGUCACAACGGGCAUAACGAUUUUAAACCAGGAUGCUGACGGUGGUUAUCUGUCUACACAUGGGAAAGACAUUACAACAUGUUUCUUAUGUAACUUGUAGGUUUUUUUUUUUCUUUUUUCUUUUCAAAGGACCAUUCGAUAUAUUUUGAGGGGGUCCAUGCCCAAUUUACCUUCAACAAUGCUUGUGCUUGGAAAGAUCUAUAUGGAUGAUUUACCUCAAUACUGUUACCCUCAAAGCAGAUUUACCUGAAUGGUUAAUAAACUGUGGUAAGGUUUUUGGACCAAAAAUCUUCCAUGGAAAUGGUUCUUUUAUAAAAAAAUGUUUGGUUAAUAUAAAAAUGUAGAUGUAAAGGUUGCUGUAACUCAGUGGUUGAUAUUAUUAAACAGGGGGCCGAACAUGUAAAUUGACUUGUUUGUACCUUUUCAGGACUGUAGAAAAACACCUAAUGUCUCCAGAAACAGCCUCAUCUAAGGUUCAAUAUUUCAGUCGGUCUAUACGUAUACAUGCUGUGUUGCCAAUUUGAAUAAGUUUGUAAAAAAAUCUAUCCAAGCAUUCUCAACUUAUUCUUUGUUUAAUGCUUGUGUGUUGGUAGAAAUUUUCUUGCAUAAGAAUGUCCACCUGCAUUUUAAAAAUUAACAUUUUAGAUUUUGCACGGCGACAUUGGCAGAUGUUCCACAGUUUUGUUUUGUUUUUUAUUUGUACAUUAUUUGUUGUCCCUAUACUGUAUACAAUAAAUAUAGUUUGAUACUCAGCCUCUUGAA
This is a messenger RNA of Stegastes partitus (bicolor damselfish), 1560 nucleotides long. It is a transcript of the gene sumo3b, whose product is annotated as small ubiquitin like modifier 3b. Lineage: Eukaryota; Metazoa; Chordata; Actinopteri; Pomacentridae. Gene Ontology annotation, molecular function: protein binding. The record is from RefSeq and is a predicted model, not a curated record. Bases 92 to 379 code for a protein of 95 amino acids. The transcript has 4 exons.